AUGAAAUCAUCACCCUGCUCCAAAAUAUCACCAAAAAAAUCAGCAACAAAGGAAGUGGAAACUACCGCUAAAAAGCAGUUAAAUUUUAAUAAAACUCUAUUACAAGAUAUAACAAAUAUGCCAACUACGAAAAGUUCUACAGCAACAUUUUCCAUAUACAACAAAAAUUUGACAGACAGCUUACUAUCAUCUCCUUUGUCAAAAAAACAAACAGAAUCUUUACGUAAUGCGAUAGAUACAUCAGAUCCAACUGCAGUGGCACACAUGAUAAGGACAGAUUGCAAAUCAGUUUAUGUUGCUAUAAAAAAAAUAUUGUCAGACGAUUUGGCCAUUUCGUGUGAGCAGUUAUGUAAAAGAAAAAAUACAAGCUCUGUUCUUUACAACAACACCUGUGCUGGAAUAACAAAAUUCAAAUUUAGUAAACUUUGGGAAGAAAUGGUCCAACAUCACUGUUUUCUAACAGAUAUUUUUAAUGCUAUCUCAGGGAACUUAAUUGACUUUACAGAAACUAAAGAGUCACUGAAAAUAAAACACUCUUUUGUAUAUUCAGUUCUUAUGAAUUCCAGAUGGCAUGAGCUUAGUUUACUACAAAGAAUCAACACAGAUGGUGGAUGCUCAAAACAGCUUCAAUGUCGUCUUAAUCCUUGGAGUGUGUCUAUCAACAAAAUGCAGAGAUAUCCUGUUAAAAUUAUCUAGGGGACAUUUUAUUGACACUGCAGUGGCAAAAAUUAAAGAUGAAAGACAUUUCGUGGUACAGGAGACAACUGGGACCUCCGCAUCAUGAAAGGUCACAUGAGAAAGGACGUACAAAAUAAAGACUUACACUUGUUUGCUUCUAUUCUAAUAGAAAACAGAAUUUUAUCUUCCCAACAACAUACCAAGAAGUCUAGUUUCAUCAUUACCACGAUCUGUUUUCUCGCUAUCUAUAGUGGAAUGGAAAACUUACAUCGAAAACACAAAAGUUUUAGUUGGUAGAAUAAUGGUUCAAUAUUUAACAAAAUUCAAAUUCCUGAAAUCAUUGAUACCAGACCACAUAUUACAUGAAUACAGUCCAGAAAUGUGUAAAAAAAUCUUGUAUAGUGUCUAUGCCCAUUAUUACUGCGAACGAGGCUAACCAUGCUGAUUGCGUUAAAAUUCUUCGUCAGUAUGAAAAAUGGAUAUGAGAAAUCUACUACAAAGCUGGCAGGAUACCAAAUUUACCCAUGCUUGAGGAACCUGAAAUCCCAGAUCGGUCAGCCAAUGUCUCAUGUGAUAAAAACAGCCGACGAUCCAAUGGGUAAUAUGAAAAUUUGUUUUGCUGGUGACCAACUCACACGUGUCAGGUUUUCUGGUGCAAAAUAUCUGUUAUAUGAUGCACAUACCCCUUCUGAUAGAUUUGAGCACUGUUCACCUUUCAAGCCAGUAAUGUCGCAUACAAAGGCCAUUUAGUCUAUUCACCAAAUUCUGUAAAUGAAAAAGGAACACUACAAUUAUAUAUUUGUUGAUAUUUAGUUAAUAUUUUUGAAAUUGUGUUCUUAUAAAAAAUAAUGGUAGCAAAAUGUCUUACCAUCCUU
Messenger RNA from Hydractinia symbiolongicarpus, 1553 nucleotides. RefSeq lists its product as uncharacterized. Bases 1 to 696 code for a protein of 231 amino acids. NCBI's taxonomy places the organism in Eukaryota, Metazoa, Cnidaria, Hydrozoa, Anthoathecata, Hydractiniidae. The record is from RefSeq and is a predicted model, not a curated record. The transcript is spliced from 2 exons.